This is a messenger RNA of Hippocampus comes (tiger tail seahorse), 1239 nucleotides long. RefSeq names its product acetylserotonin O-methyltransferase 2 (gene asmt2). Gene Ontology annotation, molecular function: protein dimerization activity; O-methyltransferase activity. NCBI's taxonomy places the organism in Eukaryota, Metazoa, Chordata, Actinopteri, Syngnathiformes, Syngnathidae. The record is from RefSeq and is a predicted model, not a curated record.
UUCCUGGAAAUCAUUUCGCCUCCGAGUGGGAAUUGAAGCCCGGCCGAGGUGUUUUCAAGUUUGUUUUACCUUGUCCGUAAGUGAGUGCGAGCUUUCCUGAAAGUCCGCCGCCUUGGCAGGAAAAGGCCCAUGCGCAGGAUUAGCAAGGUCAGAGCCAUGUCCGAGCAUCUUUCGCAGAGUGAGAUGGACUAUCCGUUUAAACUACUCGAGUACUUGAACGGCUUCAGGGUGUCAAAGGUGAUCUUCUCCGCCUGCGAGCUGGGCGUCUUCGACCUCCUGGCGACGUCGCCGUGUGCCCUGAGCGCCCAGCAGGUGGCGCAGGCCUUGCGAGCCAGCGUGGACGGAACGGAGCGACUGCUGGACGCCCUGGUGGGCAUCGAGAUCCUCCAUGUGGAGACGCAACCGCAGGACGGAACCGCUCUUUACAGGAACACCGAAGUGGCCAGCGUGUACUUGGCCAAAGGUGGUGCCAAGUCGCUGCACGACCUUGCGAUCUACCAGUCGCAGACCACCUACCCACUGUGGAACAACUUGGCGGAUGUCGUCAGGGAUGGCAGGAACCAGAACCAGAAGACGUUUGGGAUCCCGCCCGAGGAGGUCUUCCAAGCCAUCUACAGGACCGAGGAGAAGAUGCUGAAGUUUAUGGGUCUGAUGAACUCCUUCUGGGUGCUGGACGGACACGAUGUGGUGACGGCGUUCAACCUCGCCGGCUUCCAGAACGUCGUUGACCUCGGAGGCUGCACCGGUGCGCUGGCCCGUGAGAUGGUUAAGGCCUACCCCUCAUCCUCCGUCACCGUGUUUGACAUGCCCGCAGUUGUGGAAAUGGCCGCCAAGCACUUCCUACAGGAAAACAACACCUUGAAGUUCCAGAGCGGAGAUUUUUUCCACGGAGAACUGCCUCCUGCCGACCUAUACAUCCUGGCUCGCAUCCUCCAUGACUGGCCGGAGGAAAAAAGUCUGACGCUUCUUAAGCGGAUCUGCGACGUCUGCAAACCAGGAGUCCUGAUCAGAUUGAAGCCUAUCACGUCGUAUCGUGUCACAAUUCUCAUGACGUGUACGCCUUCCAAGUACACCAGGAUGCUCCAAGAGAGCGGCUUCCGCGACGUGCAGCUGUGUCGCACGGGGAAAUACUACGACGCCAUCUUGGCUCUCAGAUAAGAACGCAGGAGACUUGGUUGAAGGAGCACCAUUCGGGAUUUAGCUGUUCCCUAGAAUAAAUGCAGAUUAUACACCAAGUUA